AUGGCCGCCGACGGAAUGACGGGGGUUCCUCCGGACCCUAGCGUGGAUGCGGAUGGUGAGGACGCGACGGGAAGCCGUGAACCUGCUGUGGAAGUUCAGAUCGCUGAUAGAGCGCAGAGCGCCGCCGUUUGCGCCGGCAGGGCCUUCGGCGAGUCGAUUGCCGGGGGUUUCAUGGGCUCCGUGUUUGGCUACGGUCAGUGUAGCUUAGCUUCCGCUCUUUUGAUGUUAUUCUUCUCCUCCCUGCCGCCGCGGCGCUUGCCGUUCUUGAAUCUUCUCCGCGUACUGCGCUGCGGAUUUCCUUUUAGAGGGUAAUUAUCUGAGAUGCUAUCUGGGUUUCGGAUUUUGGCGAGGCGGUUUUGCCGAUUUGUGGAUUUUAAAUUGGUAUUUCACUUCGUGAGAUGAUGGCUUCUCAUUCCCUUUUAUUCAUUCUUCGUUGUUUACCUCUUCUUUGGAGAAGGACUUUCUUCGAUUGUGCCAAUGCCUUGUAGUAAAAUUGGUGCUGGAAUAAUGGCCCCCUUUUGCUCCUCGGUAUCGGGACUAAGAAAAAUCGUUCGGACAACCAACAUCCAUCUUAUUCGUGUUAUGAAUACCAGUAUAUCUAUUGAAGAUCGUUGAAGUGAUAUUUCCGUAGGGAUUGGAUAGGAUGUGACUAGAACUCUAACAAAAAUAGGAAAUAUCUUUCAAACGCUUUGCACUGCUUUUGUCUUUCAAUUAAAUAUCGAAUCAUAAUCAUGCAGACGGGUGGGUUUUAUCGAUGGGCUUGUCUGCAAUGCUCCUCGGGUUCCUGUCUGUAGAAGUCUUCCCUUGAAAGGCUGUGGGGGGUGAAGUUGUCCGUCAUUUUGAUAUGGGUCCAUACUGUUCUCUGUCUUAAGAUUGUCUGUACCCAGUGGGUAGACUGUCAAAUUUAGUCUUCCAUAACAAGUGUUAUCAAUCAGGAAAUUAUCUAAUGUGGAUUAGUAUACAUCAAGCAAGAAUAAAUUCUGAAGAUUAGCCGAAUGCCAAGUUCAAUGAUAUAUAUAUUUUUUCUGUUUAUGUGUUAGUGUGGAUUGGUGGAUUGCAUAUAUUCAUGUGGUCGAAACCAUUCAUCUCUGUGUGGAUUGUAUGUCCACUGCGGAUACUGGAAAAUUAUGUCAAGACGUUAUUUAUUUUUCCAAUCAUGUAACCUCAUCAUGGUUGAUGUUGCGUUCUUCUGUCCUGCGAAUAUGGCUUUACAUCUGUGGGCGAACAUGCUUUUCAGGCACCGGACUCUUUGCACAUAAGCAUGGAUUCAAGGGAUCGCUCGCAGAUGCUGGGUCUUCUGCCAAGGUUGUUCCUCAAAUCUUCAUCUAGAAGCCGAAUUAAUUCUUUUUCUUCACUAUUGUCUGCAUAUUUUCCUCCUGAAGGUCCAUUGCUGCUAUGUUUAUAUUCGUUGCCAUACGCUCCAUAUGCUGCCAAAGCAUUUACUUUGGGCCAGUCAAGCAAUCUAACCCUCUUCAUGUGACCUUUCAUUCACCAGACUUUCGCUGUCUUGUCUGGAGUCCACAGUCUUGCCGUCUGCUUGUUAAAGUUGCUGCGGGGGAAGGAUGAUGGUACGUCCCACACGGAUUUCAUCGACUCUGAGAGUGUGGAAUAAAAUUUGCUUUCUCAUGGCGGCCGUCUCCUCUCUUCUGCAGAAAUCAAUGCCGGGAUUGCGGGGUGUUGCACUGGCUUAGCCCUGAGCUGUCCGGGUAAUUAGAGAGGCCUGCUUAAUCGCUUGCAGUAAAUUAUGGGUGAUUAUAUGUAGAUAAAUGUAUUGAUGUAGAGGUUUUUGAUGAUUCCAGUUCGUGUGUUUAUGCCGAGCAGCCCAUUUCCCCAGAUUUUGUGAUCAUCUCUGCAUUCUGUUCGAUGAACGAGCCCCUUGUGGAGAUGGAUGGUUUAUGAACCAGAUUUCUCUGUUCAAUCCUCCAGGUGCUCCGCAGGCCAUGCUUCAGAGCUGCAUCACCUUCGGGGCAUUCUCAUGGAUUUUCGAGAAGAUCAACAAGCAGCAGGCUGCACUGGCGCUCCCGUUCUCGCCAGAGAACGCCGUUGGAAGCCGAUCGCAGGCUGUUCUUCCGCCCUUCUCGCUGGCUCUUCCUCUGCACGUGGCAGAGGGCUUCUCCCUCCUCUGCCAAUCCCGGGAGAAGAAGACCACGCGGGGAGCUCACCGCCGAGCCUGA
Molecule: messenger RNA, 2174 nt
Organism: Spirodela intermedia
Lineage: Eukaryota; Viridiplantae; Streptophyta; Magnoliopsida; Alismatales; Araceae
Source: the annotation of a GenBank genome assembly